Messenger RNA from Iphiclides podalirius (scarce swallowtail), 264 nucleotides. The record is from the annotation of a GenBank genome assembly. Lineage: Eukaryota; Metazoa; Arthropoda; Insecta; Lepidoptera; Papilionidae.
AUGUCCAUGGAUGCAACAUUUGAGCGGUUGCAGGCCGAGGGCGCAACCGAGUUUGCCGCGAAAAGACGCGCGGAGACUUUGUGGGCGAAUAAAAAGUUUUCGUGGGCGGGACUUGUAAGCGCAUGCGUAGAUCCGCUGCCGAAGAGAUGCUUCUACGACGACAGCGGAUGGCCAAGCAGCGAGCACCGCAGUAGUCGCCGCGAACGCACCGUCCCAUGCGGUCGCAUCCGGUAUGCAUCCCAGCGUAGCUCCGUAGACUUAUCG